This is a messenger RNA of Volvox carteri f. nagariensis, 1535 nucleotides long. RefSeq lists its product as uncharacterized. Lineage: Eukaryota; Viridiplantae; Chlorophyta; Chlorophyceae; Chlamydomonadales; Volvocaceae. Bases 1 to 1122 code for a protein of 373 amino acids. The record is from RefSeq and is a predicted model, not a curated record. The transcript has 7 exons.
AUGCUGAAACACACGCGGGCGAGCCGAUACGCCGGGGCCGACAGGAGCAAUGGCGGCGGUGGCUUCGGCGGAGAGCAGCAACCCCGGUGGCGCCGGCGAUGGCCACGGUUCAAGCCUUCCCGCAAGAUCAUGAACACCGCAACUUUGCGGGAGCUCGGCGAGCUCGCGGCGGCGGAGGUGGCGACGUGGAGCCCUAAGGAGUUGGCGGCGGCAGCACGACGGGCCGUGACGCUGUGGCGUUGCGAGCAGCCGCGGGCCGCCGCUGCCAUUCGCAUUAUGCAGCGACUGCGGCUACUGCCGUCACCAUCAUCGCCACAAGUUCUGUUCCAAUCUCCUCCUGACCGUGGUGGGUCCGAUAGGGGCUCUGAGGACAGGCGUAGCGGUAGCACAGGAGAUGCUUCUGGAAGCGGACGGGAGCUGGAGACGCGCUUACUGGCUGACGCUGGCGGCAAGGGGCGAAAGGAAACAUUCCCGAGGUCCCGUGGGAUCGGUCGUGCAGCCAUACAGUUUCCGGCGGCGCCGCCGAGGAACGUGACGGCUGCUGCGCCUGUGCGGCGGAGGGUGGUGACGGGAGGCACCUACAACUACGCUGUGGUCGUGGAAAAGCCCCUCCGGCCCCACCAGCUCCAGCUCGCUCAGCUGGUGGAGAGGCUGGUCAGGGCAGCUAAUGGCCGUCUGCCAGAGGGUUUCGGAUCCCGGGAGCUGUCCAGCUUCAUCUGGAGCCUCGUGGCGCUGGGAUACUGGCAGCCGCCGCUGGUGCCCCUGGUGUCGGCGUUUGCGGACUACGGAGCUGCGAUCUCAGCCCAACCCCAUCGCCACUGCCAUGCUGCUCCAGUGACGGAGGGAGCCACACGGACUAGGAUGCGCGACCCACGGGUCGCUGCGCGUCUGUGGCUUUCCCACGCACACGUGCGGCUCCGUCUCGUUCAGGUUCUGGCCAAGGCGCGGGCGGCCGCUGCUUCAGGGCAGGACACUGCCGCCAAGCUGUUGGAGCUGGCGCCCGCCACCACGGUCGAUACUGGCUUCACCGACGAGCUCAAGGAGAAGCCCCAGACCCCUAAGGUCCGUGCCCAUAUGCGGGAGAUGAUCAAGAGCCGGAAGUCCAAGACCGUCAAGGUCUAAGUACGCAAAGUAAACGCGUAGCCAUUUGCAAAUGGCGAUAGGUGGUGAGGAAGGUGCUGCGAGGAUCGACCCACCGAGUAGUCGGACACUGGUCACCUCUGGCCGUGUGACGGCACCGGCACUGGCGGAGCGGCACUGGCGUCGAGGGCGCGUUGCCCCCCAUGCAUGAUGUGCUGUGCUAGCUAGCCGUCACCUCCGUCAUUGCCGCGUGUCUUCACUCCCGUGAGCAUCUCUGCCACUUGCUGCUGCAACGGGCUUCGCUUUUCUGUGGGAUGCUUGGGGUUCGAAAUUGUAGGAAGCGUUGUUGAGCAGCCGACGGGCGAGCGUAGUCUUACCUGUUGCCUCUUGCUGCCUCUCCUUCGACCCUGACUGGUUUGGGGACGGCGGAAAGAAGAAGCGGACGGCAAUGACGU